Colletes gigas is the source of this 15822-nucleotide messenger RNA. Its product is annotated as midasin. Gene Ontology annotation, biological process: ribosomal large subunit assembly; rRNA processing. Gene Ontology annotation, cellular component: nucleus; preribosome, large subunit precursor. The record is from RefSeq and is a predicted model, not a curated record. The transcript has 22 exons. Gene Ontology annotation, molecular function: ATP binding; ATP hydrolysis activity. NCBI's taxonomy places the organism in Eukaryota, Metazoa, Arthropoda, Insecta, Hymenoptera, Colletidae. The coding region runs from base 40 to 15822 and encodes 5260 amino acids.
CAAAGUCCCACGUGUGAUUUAAUUUUUAUUUUUUUAAAGAUGCUUCUACAAAGUUUGACGAUCUUUAUUGAAAGAAAGAAAAAUUAUGCGUAUAAGCUCGCAUCCUAUACAAAUGAUAAGGAGCUUAACAAGAAUGACCGUGACAACAUUUUAGAUAUUCUAUGUGAGUUUUUAAUGGAUCCAGAAUGUACAGUGGAUGUUGCAGAAUGUUUUCCACAAUUAUUGCCUGCAUUAAUUUCUUCAAGCAUUUCUAUAGACAAUAUCUCUUUCAAUGAUGGGGAUGCUCUUCAUAAGUUAAACUCCGUUAUCCUUGGAAAACUUGUUCACAAAAAUUAUGAUUUAUUAACAUUUGUUUUGCAUUAUUUUGAUGCAAAUCCAGCACCAUUUGAAUCCAUCGAAGAUGAUUAUAGUCCUUCUUCAAAGAGGCAUAACAGAAGAAAUACAGCAAUCGUUACUGAAGUUUCUAAUUAUCAUCUAGUCACUGCUUGCUAUGAUAUUCUAUGUAGUUCGCCAAUGCACUUUAUAUAUACAUGGAAUUGGUCUAAGUUUUACAAAUAUUUAACAGUCGAUGAUGAAUGUGUUAGAUGGGUUGCAAUGAAAUGUAUCGCUAUUGUGUUAGGAAUGUCAGAAUCUUGCUAUUUGUCUCACACGAAUGAUUUUCUUUCAAAGAGUCUACAAUUUUCUAUUAAACACAAAGAAAUUUGUCAGAAUAAUAUAACGUCUGCAGAAACUGGAGAAAUCGAUCGAUUGUUUAAUGAUCUACCAUCUGUAGAAUCUAUUGGAGGAAUUCUGCUUCCAGUUUUUAAAAAUUUGAAACCAAAAAAAAAAUUGAAUUUAAUUCCAGUUCCAUCUGCACAAAGAAAUUUACAGAAUUUAGCUUUUGCGGUAUCUUCUAAUAAAUGUGUAUGUUUACAAGGUGCAGUUGGCUCUGGAAAGACUGCUCUAAUAGAAUUUUUAGCACAUGCAACAGGCCAUGAUGUACAAAAUUUUGCGAAGGUACAGUUAGGUGAUCAAACAGACUCUAAAAUAUUAUUGGGAAUGUACAGAUGUACAGAUAUUCCUGGAGAAUUUCUGUGGCAACCUGGAAUUUUGACAGAAGCUGUGUUAUCUGGUAAAUGGUUGCUUCUAGAAGACAUUGAUUGCGCUCCAACAGAUGUUGUCAGUGUUAUUGGACAUCUUUUGGAAAGCAAAACAUUGUCAGUUCCUGGCUAUAGAGACUGUGUACAUGUAAAAAGCGGAUUUCAGUUAUUUGUUACUAUGAGAUUAGCAUCCAGUGGAACACAAAAGCCAAUGAAUGUGUCUGUGCCAUUUCAGAAACAUUGGUUUAGCAUUAAUGUAGAACCUUUGUCAAAAGAAGAACUUAUAACCGUUGUUCAAACGUUAUUUCCUGUAUUACAUACAGUGGCGACGAGAAUUAUCGACGUAUUUCUACUGUUUUCUGUUGGCAAUCACGACAAUGAUAUUGUAAAUACUGUGAGAAAUGCUAGACAAAUUUCUACAAGAGAUUUGAUUAAGUGGUGUUCUAGGGCUGUUGUUGAUUUUGAUGUAUCUUCACCAGCAUCUGCAUUGAAUAUUUUUCAAGAUGCUUUGGAUAUAUUUUGCUGCUCUGUGCCUAAUUGUGUACAACGAUUAAAUUUGGCAACAUCAGUAGCGCAUAAAUUGGGUAUUGUUAAAACAAAAGCAGAAUACUUUUGUGAAAUGCAUAAACCAUCAUUGAAUCUUUAUAAGAAAAGUCUUACUAUUGGUAGAGUAAAAUUAAAGGUACAAAAACCCGACCGUGUAAAAAUGGAAUUAAAAAAUUCAAACUUCUCUUAUACAAGACCAUCUGUAUGUCUUCUAGAACGAAUAGCUAGUUGUGUUAUGCAAAAAGAAUCUGUCCUUCUUGUCGGAGAAACAGGAACAGGGAAAACAAGUUGUGUUCAAUAUCUUGCACAGAUAACAGGCCAUAAAUUGAUAGUAAUAAAUAUGAACCAACAAAGCGAAAGUACAGAUUUACUUGGUGGAUAUAAACCAGUAGAUUUCAAACUUUUAAUCUUUCCAAUUCGUGAAGAGUUUGAAAUUUUAUUUCGAUCCUAUUUUGCAAUUGAACCAAAUCAAAAAUUUUUGAGUCACAUUGGACAUUGUUUCGAAGAAAGAAAGUGGAAGACACUGACUAGUUUGAUGGUUCAUAGUGCUGGCGCAGCAUUGAAAAGAUUAAGCGCAAGUCCAAGAAAUCAGGAUGUAGUAGAACGUUUACAAAAAUGGGAAAAAAUGGCACAAAAAUUGGAGAAACUUUUGUCUCAAGUGCAAAGUCAGUACUCCUUGGCAUUUUCUUUUGUGGAAGGCAGCUUAGUGAAAGCAUUAAAAAACGGAGAUUGGGUUUUAUUGGAUGAGAUCAAUUUGGCUACUGCAGAAACAUUGGAGUGUCUGUCUGGACUACUGGAAGGAUCGUGUGGAUCAUUGUCUUUAAUAGAGCGCGGAGACAAAGAACCAAUUAAAAGACAUGAAAAUUUUGCAAUUUUUGCAUGUAUGAAUCCCGCUACAGAUGUUGGAAAGAAAGAUCUUCCUGUAGGACUCAGAAAUAGAUUUACAGAAUUUUUCAUCGAUGAGCUUGUGGAAAAAUCAGAUUUGCAACUUUUAGCAAGUUCUUAUUUAAAAGAUUUAAAUCUUCCACCAGAGAAAAUCGAAAGUAUCGUCAAAUUUUAUUUGAAUGUUAGAAAAGAAGCCGAAACUAAUCUUCUUGAUGGAACUGGGCAUAAACCGCACUACAGUUUACGAACGCUUUGUCGGGCACUCAGCGUGUCUGCACAAAAUCCUUGUGGAAACGUAUUGAGAUCUUUAUACGAAGCAUUUUGUUUAAGUUUUCUAACGCAAUUGGAUAGUCACUCUUAUCCUCUAGUACAAAGAAUGAUUGUAAAGGCUAUUUUAACUAAUAAAGCUGCAGCUGCGAUUCUUGGAACUCCAAUUUCAAGACCACGUAGUGUAUCUGCAGAACAUUUUAUAUGUUUUGAAGGAUAUUGGAUUCCUAAAGGUGAUCUUCAGCCACAGAUACCUGAAAACUACAUACUCACAGAAACAGUGAGACAAAAUUUAAAAGAUUUAGUGAGAGUAGUAUCCAUUGGAAAAAUGCCUGUAUUGUUACAAGGUGAUACUUCUGUAGGAAAGACUAGUUUAAUAACAUAUUUAGCCAAAACCUCUGGGCAUGUCUGUGUCAGAAUCAACAAUCAUGAACAUACUGAUUUGCAGGAGUAUGUCGGUACUUAUGUAGCUGAUUCUACUGGAAAAUUAGUUUUUAAGGAGGGUGUUUUAGUGGAUGCUAUGCGUAAAGGAUACUGGAUUAUUUUGGACGAAUUGAAUUUAGCACCCAGUGAUGUUUUAGAGGCCUUAAAUAGAGUUCUCGAUGACAAUAGAGAACUAUAUAUUCCAGAAACCCAACAAUUGGUUAAAGCACAUGAUAGUUUCAUGCUUUUUGCUACUCAGAAUCCUCCCGGAUUAUAUGGCGGAAGAAAGGUACUUUCACGGGCGUUUAGAAAUAGAUUCGUUGAACUACAUUUCGAUGAAAUUCCGCCGAAAGAGCUUCAAGUAAUAUUACACAAAAGAUGUAAGAUGCCGGAAACAUACUGCAAACAAGUAAUUAAUGUGAUGACGGAACUUCAAGUUCGAAGAAAGAGCACCGCGACCUUUGCUGGAAAAAAAGGGUUUAUAACGCUUAGAGACUUAUUCCGUUGGGCUGAAAGAUAUCAUCUUGCACCUGAUACUAAAGGCACUUUGUAUGAUUGGAGUCAACAUCUAGCCGAUGAAGGGUAUUUGGUAUUGUCUUCGAAGGUCCGUCAUCCAGAAGAAUGUUCGGAAAUUAUACAGGUCUUGAAAAAACAUUUGAAAAGAGAUGUCGAUCCAGAUUCUCUAUUUUCACUUUCUGAGAAGACUUCUCCUGUAACCAAACCAAUUUUGGAAUUUCUUCUGUCGAAGAAGAUACCAGGAUUUGAGCACUUAGUUUGGACAUUCCAAAUGCGUAAAAUGGCGGUGCUUCUUACAAAGGCCUGCGAUUUUAAAGAGCCAGUUCUCUUGAUCGGCGAAACAGGAGGUGGCAAAACUACAGUUUGUCAACUUCUGUCAGUAAUUAGACAACAAAAAAUUAGUAUCGUUAAUUGUCAUAUGCACACAGAAGCUUCAGAUUUCCUUGGAAGUCUCCGUCCUGUUAGAGACCAUAAAGAAAGUCAGAAACUGUUCGAAUGGGUAGAUGGCCUUUUGGUGGAAGCCAUGAAAAAUGGCGAUUUCUUUUUAGUAGAUGAAAUCUCUUUAGCAGAUGAUAGUGUUCUUGAGCGACUAAACUCUCUUUUAGAACCUGAACGUAAACUUUUGAUUGCCGAAAAACCGUCGACCGAAAAAAAUGCAACAGUCACUGCAAAUGAAGAUUUUAUCUUUGUCGGUACGAUGAAUCCUGGGGGCGAUUAUGGUAAAAAGGAGCUUUCGCCAGCCCUUAGAAAUAGAUUUACCGAAAUUUGGUGUGAAGGUUGUGCCUCGUUAGAUGAUCUUAGACGCAUUAUGGUACACAAUCUAAAUCAGAAAUUCAAGGAAAGCGUUUCUACAGCAAUAAUAGAAUUUCUUAAUUGGCUACAAACAACAGAAAUAGGAAAGAAACUUAUUGUGAGUGUCAGAGAUGUGCUUACAUGGGUGAAUUUUGUUAAUUGUUGCGAAGGGUUGGAAAUGGGCGAUGCUUUCUUCCAUGGUGCAGCGUUAAGUUAUAUCGAUGGACUCGGAGCCGGUUUGACUGCCACAGAAAAUUCAAAGAAAUUUAAGGAUUUUAAGGGUUCAGCAUUGAAGUUCAUUGAAUAUCAAGUACAAAAUACAUUAAAGUCUAAGCUACUACUGGACUGUGGGGAGUCUGAUGUUGAAGAUCAUGGGGAUAAAUUUGGAAUCCCUCCAUUUUAUAUAAAAAAGGGCGAUGAACAAAUUCCACGUGACACAGGAUUUACUUUUACGAGCCCAAUGACCAAAAUAAAUACUUUGAAAAUAUUGCGUGCCCUACAAUUGGCGAAGCCAAUUUUGUUGGAAGGUAGUCCCGGAGUUGGGAAAACUAGCUUGGUUUCUGCACUUGCGAGAGCUUCCGGACACCGUCUCCUUCGACUGAACCUUAGUGAUCAAACGGAUAUUUCGGAUCUGUUUGGAGCUGAUUUACCAAUUGAGGGGGGAAAGCCUGGUGAAUUUUCUUGGAGAGAUGGACCUUUUCUAAGGGCCCUUAAAAAUGGGGAUUGGAUACUUCUUGACGAAUUAAAUCUUGCAUCACAGUCUGUCCUUGAAGGACUAAAUGCUUGUCUCGAUCAUCGCGGCGAAAUUUACAUUCCAGAGUUAGGAAUGACUUUUGCCGUGAAACCAGGCACUCGGUUAUUUGGUUGUCAGAAUCCUCUCCGUCAAGGUGGAGCUAGAAGGGGGCUUCCAAAGUCAUUUUUGAAUCGUUUUACUCAGGUUUUUGUGAAUGUGCUUGAGCAGGGUGAUCUGAAAUUUAUUUUAAAAGCUCAAUUUUCGGAGUUGCCAGAAGAUUUAUUGAAUAAAAUGAUUAUGUUUAACGAAAAGUUGAGUUCUGAAGUGGGAAUUACAUGGGCACACGCGGGAUCGCCUUGGGAGAUGAAUCUUCGAGAUGUUACCAGAUGGUGCGAAAUAACCAUGGCAGCUUUCAAACGGAGUUCAAUGAAGACCUUUAAUCCUGGAAAAGGCGCUCAAUUACUUUAUGUUGACAGAAUGAGGAUAAAUGAAGACAAAAGCAAGGUGAUCGAGGUAUACAAUAGUAUAUUCUCGUUGGACGAUUAUCCUCUGCCAGAUCGAAAAUUUCCGAUCCAUUUGACGAAAGAAAAGGUUUUCUUAGGGGAUGAAACGUUGGAUCGUAGUGAUUCCGCGGUGUACGGGGACGACGAUUUGCUGCUUCUCAGGGAACAGAAAACUACCCUCAAAGGUCUCGUACAGUGUAUCAACAUGAACUGGAUGUCCAUUCUCAUCGGAGAAUCUGGAAGCGGGAAGAGCAGUCUCGUUCGUCUUCUUGCGAAUUUGGCUGGACAAAAGCUGAAAUCAAUCGUCAUAAAUUCUGCAAUAGACACUACGGAAAUUUUGGGCGGCUUUGAACAGACAGAUUACGAUCGUCAUUUCGAAGAAUUGCUGGAACGCACGGAAACAUUGUUAAUCAAAAUCCUGAGGGAGAAACUGAAUAAAGAGAAUUUAGAUCAGGUGGCUCAUUUCCACGGUCUUCUAGAAAAUGUUCGACAUUUAUCCAAAGGUAACGAGAAAUCAAUGAAAACGACAAUGGUGACGGAAACGAAACUGUUUCUACGUAAAACUGAGAAAUUGUCGCAAUUGAUGUCGGCCAUGAAAACAUUGGAGAGUGCCUGCGAAUCAGAAUUGCAAGAAAUCGAGAAAGAACUGACCGCCCUGUCGAUGGCUGUGGAAAAAGACAAAUGUUUGAACGCUGGUGGAAAGUUCGAGUGGGUUGACAGUGUUCUCGUGAAGUGUCUACAAAAUGGUACUUGGUUACUAUUGGACCAAGUAAAUCUUUGCAGUGCUGCAAUAUUGGACAGAUUGAAUGGACUGUUAGAACCGAACGGUGCUUUGACGAUAGGUGAGAAAGGCGUCGACGAAGAGGGAAACGUAUUCACUAUCAGAGCACAUAAGAACUUCCGGCUAUUUCUUACCAUGAACCCUCGUUACGGGGAGAUUUCCAGAGCUAUGCGAAAUAGAGGCGUAGAAAUCAGUAUUCCCACACCACCGAACGGUCUUUACUGUAAUACUCUAGACGUGGUGUCGCUAUUGAAUAAAUGCGGCAUAAAGAAACUCCAUCAACAGAAUUUAUUAUUGAAAAUUUAUAAGAGUUUGUACGAUAAUCAGUCCAGAAUGAGCGAAGUCUUGCAAGUCGCGUCGUUCACCAGUCAACAAAUAGUGAAAGGAUUUACCUUCGACAAGUCCUUGCGAAAUUCCUAUCACGAAAUAUGUGGUGUGUUCGACGCGAGAUCGAAAAAAGAGGUGUUGAGAAAGGUGGAUGAAAUUUUAUCGGAGAAUUCUGAAAAUAAAGAAACGUUUUCUUACGAUCUGGACGCCAUAACUCUAAGAAGUUCCGAUUUACGAACAAAUUCGCGACUAGCAAUGAUCGAACAACAAGGAUUUCUUCUGAAGACUACCGUGGAAAUGUUGAGAAACCAUUCUGAGAAAAUUGAUCUGCAAGAUUUUUUCUUGGAAUCUCCCAUAAUAGAUACUACGGAAUUUUUAAAACUUCUGUUGCUUGAUUUUUACGAACGAUCUUCCAUAGACGACCUCGAAACUCGACGAGCUUGGAGUUCAUAUAUUUUAUCGAAGAAUGGAUUUGACCAUUUCAGGGAAUUUGGUGAAUUUUUGUGUAAAGAAAUUGGAAAUUUAGAAUACUUAUUUAAGAACAGCUCUGCUUUAGAUGUUCCACUCAGCUUCGUUGAACCCCCCACAGUAUUCAAUAAUUUAGCGAUUGCUUUAUAUUUUCAAUCAGUGAUUCUCGAUUGUCAGUUGCAGAAAGAUAUCAAGAAAAACGAAAAUGUUAUGUGUCUGAAAGACUAUUCGACUGCUGUUUGCUCAGGAAGACUUUCCAGCAACUUAAAAAACGAACCACUAAUAGUCAAAUUUGUAGAAUUAAUCGAACAGUCUGCAAAGACUAUUGACUAUAUACUUCACAGCGAACAUUUGUCGAUGAAUGACAAAGAGUAUGUCGAGUUACGAGAUGGAUUAAAGUGGUUCCGAAGAUUCUACGAAUUAGGAACGAUCGAAUUGAUCGACAAGUCACGAGGGACAUUUUUCGACAUACGAGAAAUUUCUUCGUCUUUGAAAGUUCACUACAAAUGGCUGGUGAAGCUAUUCAAGACGUUGUUUGCGCUUUUGGACAUAAAUUCCUGCAAUGUAAAAAUGCACUCCGAGUUAGCAUAUUUUACUCUGAAAUAUUUAAACAUAACGAUCAACGCGGAUAAAUUCAGAAAGAUUAGAAAGAAGGUUAAAAAUUUUUUGCCGAUUCCGUCGCCCCAUUUCUCCGAGGAUUCGAUCACUUUCCACGAAAAACUAAGAUCGAUUUUGAGAAAAUGUGAAAUCACCGACGAGGACUUGGCCGAACGUUCAAAGACGAGAUUGAAAAUCGUUUCGCUCGGACUAGCGGAAAAUUUAAUAAUAAGAGAAAAAUUGAUAGGCAUCUGUGCCCAAAACUUUAUAGAUAGUCGUGUAAAUGCAAACAUGGCCGACAAUUUGCUGGAACUGGAGGAUUUAUCUACGAAGAUCGUAGUGUUCAAAGAAUUGGACGAGAGUUACGUAAAAUUUAAUAACAAUUUAUCUGAAAUCGAAGUAUGGCCCAUUUACGAGUUCUUCUUCUUACUGUUUACGUACCGCUUCCAAAGAAAACUUUGCGAGCAAUUUUCUAACGAUUUUUUCCGAGAAAUUGAUGAGAACUUCAAUGAAAACUUACCUGAAGAUUCCUCAAUGAAUAAGAAAUUUGAGAAGAUUUUCGAAGAAAGGGUUUUCCAAAAAUUUGAAAAGAUUCCGAGCAUUCCAGUGCAUUUAAUAGGUUUAAUGAAGACGUUGAACUCCGAUGAUACUUCACUCAAGAGAAGAAUUCUCUUAUUUCCCGAAUUGCUUUCCUUGGUAGAAGAAUUCUCGAACCGAUCUCUUGCUGUGAAAUAUCACGAAGACGAUGAAAUGGAAGGCGAUUCUAAUAAUUCAGAGAUAAAUUUUGUUAAUAAGUCGAGUCUCUGUAAACGUAUUUUCGAAUUGUUCUUAACAAAAUCUGGAAGCCAAAGACAAACAAUAAACUUUGGUAAUUACAAAAAUAAAAAUAAACUAUUAAAAACAGUACAAACUUUACUGUGGAGAAAUUCUUUGGUUUUUAAUUUAAAAGAAUUCAAUUUAUCCACAAACGAUUCGAUUCUCCUGCAGUUUUGUAUAAAUUAUUACACAUCUACUGUCGCGAAAGCAGUAGACACCUAUGCGUUAAAAUUAAACAAAAAGGAACAAGACGAUUUGGAAAACCGUCUCUUGAAACCGAUGAAAUCGUUGCAAGAAAUCGAAGAGAAAUUAAAAACCGAAGACAACGCUGUGGAAAGGGGGAAAGGAUGGUUGAUCCUCGGCUACCUACAAAUCUUUCUGUUCCACGAUAUAGGGUUUAUCGAUCCCGUUCGAAAGGUCGCUCUGAAAUCAAAAUACAUAGGCGAAAACGUUUCGGAAUUAAAAUGUUUAAUGCGCGUUAAAAGUUUGCAAACUAGAAUUCUCGACGCUUCUGCGUCUCAAAAUCAAAUUUUGUCGAACGAAGAUCAUCUGAGGAGAUCGUCGACGGAAGCGAAAAAUUUCGAAAAUUUCCAAGCGGUCAGACCGUCGUCUAAUUAUCAGAAUUUGAGAAAGGAAAUUGAAAAUUUCACCGACAACAUAGGCUCGUCCGAAUUAAUCUUCCGACAUACCAAUCACUUAAACGACGUGCUCGAAGAAAUGCAGAGAACAGGAACGCCGCAUUUAAACCGGGAAAAGUUGCACGAGGCGACGAUCUGGAAGAAAUCGUUGCAAAGGUUUUCAGGAAAAUUAGAGAAGAACUUUCUGAUCGGUUUCCCUGAUCUGGUGACCCCGAUGAUUUCCGCGAUCUGGAAUCUGCAUCACGGAGUAUCGAUUUUAAUGCAACAAAUAUCAACUAUGCAGUAUCAGAGUUCGAACGCGGACGUUUGCUAUAACUUGCUGCGUUUUCCAGCGAUCGGUUCAUGCCAGGAGAAUUAUCUAAACCUGGUGAAACUGUGUGCUUCCGAAAAUAUAAUUUUCUUCCUGGGGUCACAGUCUAAAUCGAUGCCCGUUCGAGAGAACGUAUUGGCAAUGACCAAAGUAGCGCUGGAAGAGCUUGAAAAUUUUACCGCCUUCGCUGGAACAAGUUUGCAAUCGUUCUGGAACGAACUGAACAAAAUCUUCCUGAAGGUUCGAGCUCUUUGGAGGGAUCAAGAGGUGGAGAGAGAAGAGGAAAUGCAAGAAAAACAAAGUCUCUUUCGGACUAAGUCAGAAAAAGAAGAGGACGAAUCGAAUUUCAAGGAAGCGUUUCCAGACUUCCAGCAGGAUUUCCUAGAUCUGGCAGAAAUACUUCCGAACUUCCAGCAGAAGUCUUUGGAACUCCAAAAAGUCCCAAAAAGCGUUUCGAGCGAGAAGGAACGCUUCGUCGAAUUAAUAUCUUUGAAAGAUGCUAGAAAAAUUCGAGACAUUCAUUGGAAUAUUUUAAAGAAUUCUGACCGCGGUCAGUGGAACUUAAGCGCUUCAGACUGUUCGAAAAAUAGGUGCCGAAACUCUAACAAUAAUUUGGAAAAUUCUGACAUCUACCAGGAAGUUAACUUCAUCGAACCAUUGGCUCAGAGGUUUGAAAUGCUUGGGUUCGCAAUGGAAACGUUACCAGAGAACAUGUCAUCGAAAUUAGUGUGCAGUUUGAACGUGUUGAUCGCACAGAAAACCAAUUUUCAGAAUAGGGCAGUUAAACGAGACGUUUAUGAUUUUUAUAGAGACCCAAACAUUGUAGAAGUCGAGGAAUGUCAACCAUUCGUUGAAAGACUUUCCGAAAGAAUCGACAGCUUUCUGAUGGAAUGGUCGGAAAACCCGAUUUUGAAAUCGAUUAAAUUGAUUAUAGAUAGACUGCUUAGUUUUGAAGUUGAUACGUCGUUGUUAAAAUUUUUAGUGGGCGUCGAAUUGCUCUUGACAAAGAUUCAACAAUGGGAAGAAAAUGCACGGCACGAUGUUAGUCUUGCAGAGUUCAUUGAAUUCUUUGGCAAAAAGAUACUGAAUUGGAGGAAGCUCGAGAUCUCAAGAUGGAAGGACUCGUUGGAGAUUCUUGAAGACGAUUUGAGAACCGAGGCUUCACGAUGGUGGUUCUUUUUGUUCGAUUUGGUUGAUCAGCAUCUUGACGAAAACUCUGAAGAAAUGGAAAACGCUGAACUCUCGAAAGAAGGAGCAACUGAACAAACAGGAGACGUAGAAAUACAGAGAAAUUCGAAUAAAAGCAAUAAUAUUCCAAAGGGGAAAAUUACAGAAAGCUUGGAACGCUUCUUAGCAGAAUCGUCUUUGAUUGAAUUCGAGCCAAGACUUCAGUUAAUCUAUCUUUUCUAUCAACAUAUUGGUCACUUUAGAGAGACUAAAAAGCAAAAGGAAUUGGCUGCCAUAUUCUGGAACGUUCACCACUACUACGCUCAAUUCUUGAACGACGUGAAAAAUAAAAUAAAAGCUUUGAAAGAGCCUAUUGCUAGAAAACUGAAGGACACGAUCAAGAUUACAAGAUGGAAUGAUAUUAGCUAUUGGUCUGUGAAGAACACCGCCGAGAAGGCACGUAGAACUUUGCACAAAUUUGUGAAAGAAUUUCGAAAAGGAUUGCAAGAAAAUGUUGCUGCUUAUUUAACUCUGAAAACAAGAACAGAAAAGUUGGGGACAAGCUAUAAAAGAGAUUUUGUGUCAUCUGAUUUUCUAGUUGACCUUCCAUCUAGAAAGUUAAACAAAAUUGAAAGGAUAGUUCGCAAAGCUCGUGAGUUUUGUCAAAACAUUGUUCAUAAAAGCAAUUACUCUGAAAUUCGAAAGGAGAUCGAGAUUUUUAUAGAAGACACGCUUGAAGAGAGCGGAAGGUUAAAGAAUUUGGAAGUCGAUAAAACUUUGACAAAAGGCAAGCAACAGGCGCAAUUGAAGAGCAUGCUCCAGCAGAAAAAAAUGGCAUUGGCUAAUUACUUCAAAACAUUAAGUCAAUUCGGACUUUCGUACCGAAUUGGAAUCUUGACUUGGAAAAAUAGAGAAUAUGAGAUCACGAACUUCGCAUCGACGCCGUUAGAUUUGCAGGAAAUUCAGAGAUUCGAAUUUAGGAAAAGCUUUAGCGAUAAAGUUGACCAUGGAUUGAUCGAACAAUGGUCUGAUUGUAACAAGUAUUAUUAUGAAUCUUUGAUUAAAUUGAAUUUCUUAAAUGGUAUCUUAAAUUCUGGAAAAAGCGACCUCGGGAUCCAAAAUGCUGAACGUUGCCGUGGAUUUUCAGCCCAUCUUAUUUUACUGGCUCAUCGGCAGAAGGAGAGAAUCGCCAAUUUCGUUAAAUAUUUUCUUCCGUUUAAAAUUCAACUGUUAAAUCUCACUCUAAUAAUGGAUGACGCGAUGAAGACAAAGAAUGCUUCAAACGUUUCAAAAGAAAGUGACAAGUUAGAAACGACAGAAUGUAGCAUUUCUAAAGUACUUGAGAGGUUGAACGUUCCUAAACAAAAAGAUUUGCAUGUUCUCAUGCAAAAUUUCCAAGAAUUGUUAAUAAUAUUACAAAUAUCUACGAAGCAAAUUGUUGUCUUCUUGGAAAGUUAUCCAGCAGAGGCUCUCGAAGCAGAAAAGCUUCUCGAUUUAAAUGAAACUGCAGUUUCUAUUUUAAAUGAAGAUAAUGUUGUUGCAGCUUCGAUUACCUCGAUGAAAGACUCUCUGAACAUAAUUCAAAAUUUGUCGGAUGAGCUGAACUCGUGGAUGAUAAUUUCAAAAAGAGUUGAAACAUCAGGACAAAUUUUCAUCUUUCAUCAAAGACACGUCGACUUCCUUCGAACAAGUUACCAGAAAAUCAAUGAAAUGAAACAGAAAUUAAUUGAUCUUGGUCUUACAUUUACAGUGAAUCAUCCCAUCAUUGAAAACCUUAAUUUCAUGGUAGAAAAGAUUAAUGAAAGCAUCGGUUCUUUCGAAGCAAUAGUGAAUAUAUCGGUCGAGGAAUCAGAGAGAUCUGGGAACUUGGAAGGAUAUCGAAGAAAUUUAGACACCUUGAUCACGCAAGUUCUUCUUGUCAUUCAAAAGAAGCUUCAAGACAGCCAGAAAUCGUACGAAGAAACAAUUAACCCUGAAGAAGAAUCUGCUGAAGAAAAUUUCGAGGAAAAUCUCAUGACAGAAAGAUUGAUAGAAUCCUUGAAAAAAACCAUUCCAGAUUUACGACUGAUCAGGAUAUCACGGGUCUUUGGAGAACUACUGCAAACUAUUUAUCAACUAGAUAUUAAAUCUACGAAUUAUUGCAUCAGGUCGCUCCUAGAGUAUCUGCCUCUGCUGAAACAAUACAUUCUUUUCCUACAAUAUUAUUUACACGAACAAGUGGCUUCAUUCCGUCUAACUUGCAAGUUUUUAUACCUGCAAUUAAGUGUCUUCCUCGACUUAGCAACGAAUGGCUUUUGUCAGCCAGAAAAUACAAAUACUUCUGAAAACGAUCAACAGGGCGAUACAUCUGAGGGAGGCGUGGGAUUAGCUGAUGGUGAGGGUCAAAAAGACGUCUCCGAAAAUAUCGAAUCAGAAGACCAACUGGAAGAAACGAAAUGUCCAAACGAGGAGAAAGAAAAUAACGAGGAGAAGGACGUAAAGGAAGAAGAAAGUGGUAUUGAAAUGUCAGAGAAUUUCGAUAGCCACUUACAAGACCUCGAGCAAAACGAAGAAGACAAAGACAACGACAAAGACAAGGAUCUUGAUAAAGAAAUGGGCGAAACUGACGAAAAUGCCGAUGAGCUCGACGAGGAGAUUUGGAAAGAUGACGAAGAAAAUGAAGACGAUGAGGCAGACAAUAAAGGCAAAGAAGAUGAAAAAGAAAAGAGAGGAAGUGGACAAGAAACUGGUGAGGAAGAGUUGAGUAUCAAAUAUGACAACGAGGAUAAAAAUGAAACCAAAGAUGAAGAGCCAGAACAGGAAGGUCGAAGAAAAGAAGAAGAGAAAAAAGAGAUCAAUGAAUUCGAAGAACCUGAAGUAGAUGAGAAUCAUAUAAAUCCUUAUCAUGGAAAAGAUCAACCAGAAAUUGAACCAGAACCAUUUGAUCUUCCAGAAGAUGUUAAUUUGGACGAUGAAAUGCAAGAUGACAAGGAAAACGGAGACGAAGAAAAUCCUUUUGACAUUGAUCAAAUGAAAGAGUCAAAAAUUCCAGAAGAAACAGAAACCGAGGAAUCCAAAGAAGAAGAAACUCAAGAGAAAACGGAACAACAGGAUUCAACUGAUAGUGAAGACGAAGAAGAAGAGGAAGGUUUAAAAAAGGAUAGUGACAAAAGAAAAGAGAACAAAAAUACAGAUAAUGAGGAAGACAAACAGAGUGAUUCAGAACAACAGAAUGUGGAGGAGGAGAAAGAGAAGGAAGAAGAAAAAGUGUCACCUAGCUUUGAUAAAAGUAGCAAAGAAGUCGAUGCUGCACAAGAAAUUGAAAUUAGGAAAGAUGGUUCUCAAGAUGCAGUAGAAAGUCAAUCACAUGAAGAGAAUUCAGAAACUAAUCCUACAGAAAUGAACACAGAUGAGAAGAAAGAUAAAGGCACUGGCCAGUCGCAAACAGAAGAACGCGAAGGGCAUUCAGGAUCUAAAAAUGAAAAAAAUGUACCUAUUUCGGGCGAAGAAAACUCUACGAAACAAAGGGAAAGACGAAGAAAACCAGGCCAAAGUGACGAAAAUCGUAGUUUGCUCGACGAAGUUCAACCGUCUGCGAAAAAAUUAAAAACAAUUUCAAUGCAACAGGAAUUAGACGAUCACAACGAGGAAGAAAGUAAUACUGAUCGUGGCGGCGAAACUGAAACUUACGAGCAUAUUAAGAACACAGAGCAAUUUGAUGAUUUUGUGUUUGAUGGUGCAACCGAAGAACAAGUUAAGAAACAAGCCUCGAAUUUACAAGAUGAAAACGAUCAAAUGGACGAUGAACCAGAGGACAAUGACAUAGAAAUGCAGGAUGAUGAACCAAUAGUAGAGGAAGAAAAGAGCGAAGUGGAGAAAGAACAUUCUGUAAAAGUACCAGAAAGUAAGAAAGAGAAGUCGACAGAUGCUAAAGGCGAAAGAUCGACUGAUAUUGAAAAGAUUAAAGUAGGUGGUGAAGUUGAAGGUGAAACGGUAGAAACAACUCGCAUUUUACGUGGAAACGAGUCUACUAUUCACACAAAAUUAUCAGAGACAGAGAUUCACGACGUAUCGGUACACAAUAUCGUAGAAAAGAGAUCUGAAAUUGAAAAUUUGCUUACUCUAUGGUCUCAUCAAUCAACGUCAGUUGAAGCAGCAAAUGCUUGGAGUUCGAUAAGUGCGUUAACAGAAUCAGCUGCCAGAGAAUUGUCCGAAAAAUUGCGGUUAGUAUUAGAACCAACGUUAACGUCCCGUUUGAAAGGCGACUACAGAACUGGUAGACGUAUAAACAUGAGGAAAGUGAUUCCGUACAUUGCCAGUGAGUUUCGAAAAGAUAAGAUUUGGUUGAGGCGUACGAAACCAUCGAAGAGAGACUAUCAAAUCGUUCUAGCGAUUGAUGAUUCCAGUAGUAUGGCUGAUAGCCAUUCAAAGGAAUUAGCUUUUGAAUCUCUUUCGCUAAUUGGCAAGGCUAUGACUUAUUUAGAAGUUGGGCAACUUGCCGUUCUUAAUUUUGGAGAACGAGUGAAUAUCCUUCAUCCUUUCAAUGAAAACUUUACAGAAGAAUGUGGUGCGAGAUUAAUUCAAGAGAUGAAAUUUGAACAGAAGAAAACAAUGAUCGGCCAGUUGCUUGAUUUCAUAAUAGAAAUGUUCACAACUCAAAAUAAUUCUGAUAAUGCAAAAUUAGUGACCAUUUUAUCAGAUGGCAGAGGAAUAUUUUCUGAAGGAAUAGAGAAAGUGAAUGCAGUCGUGAGAAGGGCCAAAUUAUUGAACAUUUUCCUCGUUUUCGUAAUUGUUGAUAAUCCCCUUAACAAAGAUUCAAUACUUGAUAUAAGGAUGCCAGUUUUUGAAAAUGGAAAAUUAUUGGAGAUUCGUUCGUACAUGGACAAUUUCCCAUUCCCGUUUUACAUUAUUCUUCGAGAUUUGGAUACCCUGCCUAUCGUCUUAAGCGACGCGUUACAACAAUGGUUCGAAAUUGUUGGUAGAAUUGAGACAUAA